Molecule: messenger RNA, 634 nt
Organism: Thecamonas trahens ATCC 50062
Lineage: Eukaryota; Apusomonadida; Apusomonadidae
Exons: 1
Coding region: 15-545 (176 amino acids)
Source: RefSeq, a predicted model, not a curated record
AAGCUUCACCAGACAUGUCGUACUGGACGCUUGGGCUGUUCUGCGUGGGUGUAGGAGUGGCGCUUGUGGCGUUGUUCAUCUGCUGUGGUUAUAUGCUGGCGGUGGAUGUGACGCUGACCACGUCGCGGUUCCUGGCGUACCCGCCUGGGGCAGUCUGGAGGGGCCUUGCCGACCACGAGUCGAACCCUGUGACGGGGCAGGCAUGCCGUUCACAGCGUCCGUUUGGCACGGGAGACAUGCCUGGGUGGGUGGAGCAGAUGGGCUCGUCGUCGGUGGUGGUCAAGACAGUGGAGAGCAACAAGCCGACCCUUUUGGUCCGCCACUUUGACGACCGCGGGACAACCAUGACUUCUCGCAUGGUGUACCAGAUGGAGGCUGCCGAAGAGGAGGGCGUCCGUGGCACCCGCAUCACCAUGAUCCAGGAUGUCUCCGUCCCGCGCGGCACUUGGCACACUCCGCUCUUUCGCAUCCUCGUCCGCAUCUUUGGUACAAAGGGCAUGACCGCUUUUCUCGCCCGCCUCAAUCGCUACCUCGGUCGUACCUGAGCCGACGUGGUCUGGCUUGCCGGUGCGCUUUGUUUUACGCCACGGCCGCCCUACGUAGUAGCUUCUUGCAGUAAAGCGAGUCCGGAAAG